AUGGACACAGCUCCUAAUUAAGAUUAAAAUCUAUCUUCUCAUCAAAUUAAAUAAAAACUUUUAGAUCUAUUUGAUUUAAAUGAAAAUAUUGAAUAAUCAAGAUCUGAGAUCAAUUAAUGGAACGAACUUCUUUUGAUAGAGCAAAACAUAUCUUUGAGAAACUAGAUAAUAGCUAAUAUUUAAUCUUAGCAAUCAUCUUUCAUGUAAGAAUCUCUACAAAACGAGAGAAACGAAAUCUAAAAACAAACCCAGUAUUUCAAAUAAGCUAAACUGAAUAUAAUCAAAAAAACAGAAAAAUUGCUAGAUGAUCUUAUUGCUAAUCUUUAUUCAAAAAAAGCUAGAAUAUACUAAGCAAUUUGUUUUUAUGAUGAAAUUCCUAUUUCCUUUGAAGAAGAUGCUAAUCUAAUUAAAGUGUACAAUAGCUAAGGUGUGUGUGAAUAUAGAGUCCAAGGAUGUAAAGACAUAUUUUCCAUCUAAAGGAUUCCUAUAAAUCCUCAAAAAAAAUAUAAACUAGAAAUAGAAAUUAAAAAUUGCUCAAAUUAGACAUCAUUUAUUGGAUAUAAGUCCUAUAACUAAAAUUAUCCAAUUUAUGACCGUUAAAGCAUAGUCUUUUAAAGAACUGAAGUUUUGCUAAUAGGAUUAGAUAUGGAGAAUAAGGCAUUUAUAGUUAAUAAUAUAGAUAAUAAUUUAUCCAGAUGGAAUAAUCCCAAUGCAGAAUACUAUGAAAAAUACAUUGGUUUUUAUAAGUCAGGUAAUAUUAACGAGUUCAUCAAAGCCGAAGAAGUAAUCAUUUAUAAUGAGGACUUAAAAACAGCCUACAGAGAAAUAGAUGUUUUAAAUAAUAAAAUUUAUUUGAAUGACUGGGCUUGGACUUAUUACAUGAAUACUCUUCACUCAUAAACCUAUCUAAAUUAAACAAUCUUAAUGAAUCAUGGUGGUGGGGGUACUUAUAACUAUUGUGAAGAGAUUAAAACACAUCACUCUGACUGGACUAAGAAAUUCUAUGAUCUUAGUACUUUCAGAAAAUUUACAGAUACUAUUGAAAUCUGCAUUUUAGCAAACUACUAAGGCAUUCAAAGCAAAGUUUUUGAAUUUAGAAAUGUUAAUUUUUUUGUUUGCGAAGAUGACAAUGAAUGA
Molecule: messenger RNA, 1137 nt
Organism: Tetrahymena thermophila SB210
Lineage: Eukaryota; Ciliophora; Oligohymenophorea; Hymenostomatida; Tetrahymenidae
Exons: 1
Source: RefSeq, a predicted model, not a curated record